AGGAGCGCCUGGCACGGCGGAGGGACCUGGCGCUGGUGGUGCUGGUGCUGGCGGGGCUCUGGGCGGCCGCCUGCGACCGGGCGCCCCGGGAGGCCUCUCUGCAUGAGCUGGUGCAUCGCCGCUACCGGAACACCACCCUUGAAAGAAGCGGCGGCGUGUUCGGGUUGUUCGGUAUGGCGGACAGCAGCUUCAACGGGUCCGUGGCCAAAGUGAGCUUCGUAAACCACUCCGCCUUUGCCUACGGCUCCGUGACACUGAAGGUCACAUACCCGGAUAAGAAGUCGGUCACCAAGAGCUAUGAGCACAGAUACCUCGGGCUCUUCUCCACCUGGCUCCCGCUGCCUUACCUGCCCCAGCCUGGCAGGAAGGCAGGCUACUACGGCAUGGGCGCCUGCAUGCUGGGGCGAUGUCUGUGCCUCCCCAAGAAGCCCUUUGCCUCUCUCCGCGCCUUGCUCCGAUCCGAUCCAAACGGGUCGUUGAAAAGCGAGUGCUGGCGCUUCGAGGGGGGGAAGUCGGCGGCGCUGAACGCCAUGGUGCUGCCGAACGCCGCGGUCUUCCUGCUCUGGCAGUUUCCGAAGUAUUGGUCCGCGCUUUCGGGCCACAGCACUCUUUCCAUAGCCAACUUGGCCAGGGGCCGCCUCUGGGUGCUGCUCGCGGCGCCGCUCUCGCACCGGAGUUGGGGUCAGAUCUUCCACCUGGGAGUUCUACUGGCCAACACCGUGGACUCCUUUGACAGCGCCAAGGUGUCCUUCUGGACCUUCGCUUUGCUCUACUGGGGCGGCGUGUGGUGUGCCUUCCUGGCGCGAGCGCUCUGGCACUGGAUCAUGGGGGACGUGAGCGCCAAGUUCCUCCAAGAGGCGGGCUGCAGCGGGGGGUUGGGCGCGCAGCUGGUCUUCUUAGCGCAGAUCCGGCCCUUGGCCAAGUACCAGUUUAGCCUUUACUUCAUGCCCAUGCCCAUCGAGCUGUCUGCCUGGCAAUCCGCGGCCGCCAACAUGGCGCUGGACUGCGUGGCGGGAGAUCUGCGGGCCAAACUGCUGCGCCAUGGGGCGGCGCUGGGCUGGGGGCUGCUGGUGGCCUACUGCUACCAGAAGCACUAGGUGGUCCAGGCACUGAUGAAGACAAAUCAUGGACCGGCUUCGAUUCGCUGCCAAAUCUGGCGAGCAGAGAUGUGAACGUCGGGCUCACUCAAGUUCAUGGACUUGAGUCACUUUUUGGGUUGGGAACAAUUUUGGUAACAAAAGGUUUGAAUUUGGACGUUUUCUCAGUGAGGAACUGAAGCUUCACUGGGCAACUUCAAGGUUGGGCCACCGUCGAAAAGGCA
This is a messenger RNA of Effrenium voratum, 1321 nucleotides long. NCBI's taxonomy places the organism in Eukaryota, Dinophyceae, Suessiales, Symbiodiniaceae. The record is from the annotation of a GenBank genome assembly.